Molecule: messenger RNA, 5649 nt
Organism: Danio rerio (zebrafish)
Lineage: Eukaryota; Metazoa; Chordata; Actinopteri; Cypriniformes; Danionidae
Gene: foxo3a
Product: forkhead box O3A
Biological process (GO): lymph vessel development; regulation of DNA-templated transcription
Cellular component (GO): nucleus; cytoplasm
Molecular function (GO): sequence-specific DNA binding; DNA binding; DNA-binding transcription factor activity
Source: RefSeq, marked provisional
CGGGCUGCGGGACGCGACGUCCUGCUCCGACAUGGAACAGGGAUCAUCAUGGAGGUUUAUCGGGAUGAACGGUGUGUCUAUUAGGACUUAUCAGUGCUGAUUUGCGGAGGGGCGGCUUGUGGAGGUAUGGCUUGAUCAUUCGAGGACACUUUCGCGAACGCACAGUUUUUCUGAUCGCAUUCGAUUCAAAAGAUUUCCCAGAACGGAAGCCGCGUUCUGAAACAAUGUAACGUUCGCAUUAUGAUGUAAUGAUACAAUGUAACGAAUUCGCUGCGCGACGUCAUGCAACAUUAUAACAAAUUCGAACGUCCGCUCUGCCUUUAUGUGUUCGAACAACGGAAGCUUCAUUAGACGUUAAAUAUCCGCGCGAUUCACACACGGAUGAACCAACAAUGCCCUCGAACGCGUUUGUAAACAUUCCCAAUCAUCUCAAGACUUCGAUUAAAUCCUCAAAGCGUCCCGUAUUGAAAUGCGGACUCCAGAAGUGAUCCAUUAAUGGCAUGCACGAGGGCACUGCUGCUGUUGUGUUCCGAAAAGCCGUCCAUACAUCAUUCAUUUGAAGGAGUCGAGGAAAUAUGGCAGAGGAGCUAGAUAAGCCUUUGGCUGUGGACGUCGACAUAGACCCUGAUUUUGAGCCCCAAAAAAGGCCCAGGUCUUGCACAUGGCCUCUGCCCAGACCCGAGUCCAAUUCGGGCAAAGCAGAACCUUCAGAUGUGGGGAUCAUUCCUGAAGAAGAGGUAGAUGAAAAUGGCACUGAUGAUGCUUGUGCAUCUGGUGACAUUACAGGCGCAUCAAAGCCUGCCAGUGUCACAGAAGGAGACCCGAGUUCUGCUGCUGCUCUUCCUGCCAUAGAAACGAACGCUUCUGCCAAUGAUAAAGACAUCUAUGGCUCUCCUGGAUCUUCCCAACACGCUCUAGCAGCAUGCAGCGACUCCAGCAUCAAUGGUCUGAUUCCUCAGCAGCCCAGAAAAUCCUCUGCCCGCAGGAACGCCUGGGGAAACUAUUCCUACGCCGACCUCAUCACCCAAGCCAUCGAGAGCUCGCCAGAGAAGAGGCUGACACUGGCCCAGAUUUAUGAUUGGAUGGUCCGAAAUGUGCCAUACUUCAAGGACAAAGGUGACAGCAACAGCUCUGCAGGAUGGAAGAACUCAAUACGACAUAACCUGUCGCUCCAUAGUCGCUUUGUCAGAGUCCAAAAUGAAGGAACAGGAAAGAGUUCAUGGUGGAUGGUCAACCCUGAUGGUGGAAAAGGGGGCAAAGCUCCACGCAGGCGUGCAGUAUCAAUGGACAACAGUAAUAAGCUCAUCAAGAGCGCCCGUGGCCGUGCCGCAAAGAAGAAAGCCGCUCUGCAGGCAUCCCAGGACGGAAGCUCUGAGAGUUCCUCCAGUCUGUCCAAAUGGACCGGCAGCCCCACGUCCCGUAGUAGUGACGAGCUAGAUGCUUGGACAGAUUUUCGUUCUCGCACUAAUUCUAAUGCCAGCACCCUCAGUGGACGUCUUUCCCCAAUUCUAGCCAACCUGGAGGUGGAUGAAGUUCCCGAUGAUGACUCUCCCCUGUCACCCAUGCUGUACUCCAGCCCCAGCAGUAUGUCUCCGUCCACUGGGCUCACCGAACUGCCACGUCUAGCUGACCUUGCAGGAACUAUGAACCUCAACGAUGGCCUCUCUGACAACCUAAUGGAUGACCUUCUGGACAACAUCAGCUUGACGGCUUCACAGUCUCCGGGCCAUGAUGAGAGUGGAGCCAACCUACAGGGAAGCCCUGUGUUUACCUUCAGCUGCUCUGGGAGCAGUCUGGCAAUUCCCUCCGGCAGCUAUGGCACCAACUCCCUGUUUAGCCCUCCAUCAGUCACUGGGCUGAGACAGUCUCCAAUGCAAACCAUCCAGGAAAACAAGCAGGCAACAUUCUCCUGCGGUUCCCUCUUUAGUGAGCAGAGUCUGCAGGAUUUGCUCAGCUCUGAGUCCAGUAGUCGCAGUGAUGUCCUUCUUACCCAAUCUGACCCGCUUAUGUCUCAAGCCAGUGCCUCCGUUUCCUCUCAGAAUGCUCGUCGCAUUUUGUUGCGUAAUGACCCCAUGAUGUCCAACCAGGCUGGGCCUGCAGGACAAGCAGGGCUCAAAAAGGCAUCGCCAUCUGGAUGGCGGAUGAACUGCGUCCCGAGCAGCGAGUCAGACUACCAAAGCUUGAUGAAGCAACUCCAACAGUCUCCCUUCAGAAGCACAUCUAUGCAGCUCAACUCCUCCGAUUCAUUGUUGGCAGGUCUCAACGGCAGCGUGACCUCUGCUCAGUCGGUGUCUCAGGACCGUUUCUCAUCUGACUUGGAUCUUGAGGCAUUCAGUGGCAGUUUCGAUUGCGAUAUGGACAUCAUAACCCGCAACGAUCUGAUGGAUGCCGAAGGCCUGGAGCUCAGCUUUGAUUCCCAUCUCAUCUCCUCUCAGAAUGCUAACCUGACUUCAGGGAGCUUCUCCAGAACCAAACGAACCUCCUCCCAAAGCUGGGUGCCAGGCUGAUCCAGGCCCAGGAAUGUAGGGACGGGGCAGAACACCGCAUUUGAGCCAACUGUCCACUGUAAAGCAACUGUAUAUUAUGCUGUAGAAAAGCUAUUUGACAUCCAUUGGAAUGAGUUUGAGUUAACGUCAAUGAUUUACCCAGUCGGUGUUGUAGUUUUGUGGCUGUAUGUUUUGUAUUGUCAUGAUUGAGGCUGGUUUGAUGGACGGAUAAAGAGUUCCAACAGAAUUAACCUUGCUUUAGGUGCUGCAGGUUUAUCUAUUUGCCAAUGACAAGGUAUUGAACUCUGCUCGAGUAUGGUAAGUGGAGGACUGUAGAGAGAACUUGGCUUGAGCCAACAGUACUUCCCUUAGUCUAUCUAGAAUAAAAAUCUUUAAAGAAACGCUUCUCUUUUUUUGAAAAUAGGCUCAUUUUACAACUUCUAGAGCUGAUCUCCAGGUCUGGCAGGAGCACUUUUCGCUUGGCUUAGUAUACAUCAUUGACACUGCGUAAUAGUUGCGCCUGCUGCAGCCAUUCUUGUUUAUUACAGUGGAUGACAGUAUAGUUCCUAGCCCAGGCAUGUAAAAACUCGGUCCUGGAGGGUCAGUGUCCUGCAAAGUUUAGUUCCAACCCCAAUCAGACACACCUGGGCUAGCUAAUCAAGCUCUUACUAGGCUUUCUAGAAACAUCCUUGCAGGUGUGUUGAGGCAAGUUGGAGCUAAAAUCUGCAGAACAUGGCCCUCCAGGACAAAGUUUGGACACCACUGUCCUUGCCAUAUCAGCCUACACUCUUAGAAAUAAACGUACACGAGUUGUCACUAGGGUGGUACAUUUUCAAAAGGUACAUAUUUGUACUUCAAGGGUUCAUAUUGGUACCUCAAAAAUAUAUAUUAGUACCUAAAUUUUUAAGAGUAUUUUAGGUACUAAUAUGUACCCUUGAGGUAUUAAAAUGGACCUUUUAGGUACACAUUUGUACCAUUUGAAAAGGUACCACCCUAGUGACAGCUCACAUACCUUUUAUUUCUGAGAGUGUAGAAAAUGGUAGAAUUUAAAUUUUACGCCCGUCUUGGUGCACAGUGUAACAACAGAAGAGUCCGUAUAAAUUUUAGAUGGGAAAAUUAUCUGUUGGAUCAUUUUUCAGUGAGAGGCUAAUGGUCUAUUCAAUGAUCUAUGCUAGGCUAAGCUAAAAGUGCUCCUGCCAGACCUGGAGAUGAGCUAAAUGGAUUCAAAAAUAGUAAUAAAAAAAAAACAACAACAACAACUGUUUAACUGUAGGGGAGUUGUAAAAUGAGCAUAUUUUGUAUAGUGUAUGAGGGUGCCUACAAACUGGAGAAAGCUUUCACAAAUCCAAGCUUGGAAACCAAAUGGGAUUGGUGAAUUCUCAUUGGGUUGGGCAGCUGUUGACAACCAUGUCAUAUAGCAUUAAAGCAGAAAUGAAAAUGUUGUCACUUCAGCGUUUUUCCUCGUCACCAUUGCAAUACUUGAUCCCCAUUGAAGUCAAGUCAACUCUAGUCUGUAGGUGCCUAUAGUUUGUGGUAACUUCUCGUAACUUGUGAUCAAGAUGAGUAGAUUUCUAGUCCUCGCAUCUAAACAAACACCUGCCUUUUGCCAAACUAGUCCUCAGGACAACUGCAAAAAUGGCCUGUUUACAACACAAACUCUUGAGAAUUCUGUUGUCUGAAAAAUGGCCACGAAUUACGUAAUUUCUCCAGUCAUUUUAUUUUUUCUUGUGGAACUAUAAAAAAAAAAAGGGAAGAGGUUGUGUUAUUCGUGAAACCAGUGAUGAUCAUAAUGUAUCCUUGACUCCUUUUGCGGGAAAGUGAAUAAUGAUAUGAUGAUAAGCUAUGUAUUUAGUGUUCUGCUGUAUGAAACUAGUCAGUGUUUCCUAUGGAUUUCCUAACACAACCUGUGCAUUUAUCCGAGUUCUUGAGCAUCACCGUGUUCACUUCCAAUGUUAGCCAUUUUAGCAUAGAUUAUAAGCUAUAUAUUUGUAUUUAUGUAUGCGUGUGUAUAUACACACACAGACACUGGGCCUCCUUCAUGAAGUAUGAGUAGCUUUCCGAACAAUUUGCACCAAUUUGUAAGCCGUUCUUCAGUUGUUACAUUCAGUGCAAUUAGUGUUUGUGUGCAUGCACUGUACACUAUAUAUGUGUGUAUACAUGCAUGCAACCAUUUACCUUAGAAUAGGUUUACCAGUUUUCUGUGUAAAUCAUAGACUAUGCUUACAUUUCAUGAUGGAGACCAGUAAUGCUUACAGUAUGUGUGUGUGUAUAUACACAGACAGGUCUUGAAUUCAUAUUAACAGAUCUAAAUUUUUGGAGCGCUGAUUAAGGGCCACUAGAUGUUUGUGUGUUUGUAGCAGGAAAAAGAAAAAUGAAGCUAUGAGCAUUUGGUGCUAAGUGAAAUUGUGUUGGGUCAGUUUAUACGGCUAGCAUUUAUGUGUACGUAUCUACACAAUGGCGAGUGCUAGUAGAAAGUGUGUGACGGCGGUGUGUUUUAAGCAUUGUAAUAGUUUUAAAAAUGAAAGGCAGCCACUUUGUAGUAUUACAGCCUGUACGGAUAAGCUAUGUAAGGAAGCACCUACGUUGUACUGUAUUUCUCUGUUGAUCUUGAACAUGCCAGACAACCAAAUUUGAGGCUAAUGAAAAAAGUAACGCAGCUGUUGAGUUUGAUGAAUUAGUAGUGCCAUUCAGGGACGGCUUGCAGACGUUUGCGUAGGUAUGUUGUUUUAACAUCAGUCUCGAAUGUACCUUUCGUUAAGGUCAUCUUCACACCCAGAGUUUCCAUAAGCCUCUUAAGCACUGAUUUUUAUAAUCUGCUUUUUAUAAUCAGCUGGAGUUACCGAUUUUAAGAUGGCUAUAAAAAGUCGAUUGUGCUGUUUACACCUUUUGUUUACUUCAUUUUGCGUUUAACAUUUUAGAUAAACGUCUGUUAGUGUUUUCGGGUAACUCUCACAAGAACUACUAUGAUUUUCGUUUGUGGUUAGAGGGAAUUAACACAAACUGUGUUAGCGUAAUAUGCGUGUGUACCUCCUUACACCACAAUCGGCCGCUAGUUACCAUCCACUCGAUGUUUGCUUGACUUUACCUAUGUAUUUACAUUUUGGAUCAUGUAAACAAGGUAGUGUAAGGCAAGGUGCAUGUAAAUAAAGCUUGUACAACACGA